Apaloderma vittatum (bar-tailed trogon) is the source of this 2616-nucleotide messenger RNA. It is a transcript of the gene LIFR, whose product is annotated as leukemia inhibitory factor receptor alpha. The record is from RefSeq and is a predicted model, not a curated record. The annotation marks the transcript as partial. Gene Ontology annotation, molecular function: oncostatin-M receptor activity; leukemia inhibitory factor receptor activity; ciliary neurotrophic factor receptor binding. Gene Ontology annotation, cellular component: external side of plasma membrane; signaling receptor complex; membrane. Gene Ontology annotation, biological process: positive regulation of cell population proliferation; cytokine-mediated signaling pathway. NCBI's taxonomy places the organism in Eukaryota, Metazoa, Chordata, Aves, Trogoniformes, Trogonidae. The transcript is spliced from 10 exons.
CACAAUGUCUCCAUGCCUGGUGGAAGAUCCUCAACUUACACAGCUCAGCUGAAUGCAUUGCAACCAUAUACCAAAUACCAGUUCAGGGUGCGCUGUUCGGCUGCUGACAGCUUUUGGAGGUGGAGUGACUGGAGCAGGAUAGAGGAGCACACAACUUCAGAAGCCCCUCCUACAAGAGGACCAGAUAUCUGGAGAGAGAGAAGUCCUUCUGGAAAAAGUGUGAAAAUCUUCUGGAAGCCUUUAUCCCUUUCUGAAGCCAAUGGAAAAAUAGUGUCUCAUGAAGUGUCCUGCUCCCUACUAGAGACACCACUGGAGCAUAAAGAAGUAACUGAACCCUCAAACAGUACUGAGAUAAAACUUGGAAAUAAUGACUGUGUAAUUAGCGUUGUAGCCAAAAACCAUGCAGGCUCGUCUCCUCCUUCGAGGAUAACGAGUGUGGAACUUCCAAGUGACAAUGUCAAAACAGAUCGGGCCAUGGCAAUGGGGAAUGGAAUUUAUAUUUCUUGGAAUUCUUACCCCAACAUGACCUGCGGCUACAUAGUAAAGUGGUGUCAUUCAUCUGGGUCUGAACCCUGUAGUGUGGACUGGCAGAAAUUUCCUUCAAAUACAACAGAUGCAGUGAUAAAGUCUGCUCUGUUCAGACCUGGUGUGAGAUACGACUUUUCACUAUAUGGCUGCAGACCCAGUGGUUAUCAGUUACUGAAAAACGUAACUGGGUAUAUGAAAGAGCUUCCUCCAAAGCGUGCACCGAAUUUUACUGUAGAAGAAACUUCUUCAGAUUCUAUAUUGGUAAAAUGGGAAGACAUUCCUAUUGAAGAUUGCCAGGGUUUUUUAGAGGGAUACCGACUUUCCUUUGCAAAAGGUGAAAAAGAUGCUUUAAAGCCUAGGCUUUUGGAAUCAGGGAAUCCAGAACUUAAAGUUAAGAAUAUCACUGACUUGACAAAGAAGUCUUUGAAAAUACUUGAUCUUCAAGGCAAAACAAGUUACCAACUGGACCUACAAGCCUACACUGCUGGUGGGUUGAGCCCUCCAAACAGUCUUUAUGUGGUGACGAAGGAGGACUCUGUAGGGUUAAUCAUUGCAAUUCUCAUCCCCGUUGCAGUGGUUGUGCUGCUUGGAGUGGUGGCCAGCAUCUUCUGCUACCGAAAGAGGGAAUGGAUUAAAGAAACAUUUUAUCCAGAGAUCCCGAAUCCUGAGAACAGUAAGGCACUGGAGUUUCAGAAGAACAUCUGUGAGGGGAGUAAGACACUUAAAACACUGGAAAUGAACCCGUGCACCCCCAAUCGUAUCGAAGUGGUGGAAGCACGGUCUGUGGUUCCCAAGAUUGAAGACACAGAGAUGAUAUCCCCAGCAGCAGACACCACUGUGCCUGAAGAUGGCUCUGACUCAGAAACGGAGAACCAUGUGGUUGUGUCCUACUGCCCCCCUAUCAUUGAAGAGGAGCUUUCAAACCCCCCUAUGGAUGAACCUCUGGCCUCAUCUCAGGUGGUCUACAUUGACAUCCAGUCAAUGUAUCAGCCUCAAAUUAAACCAGAGGAGGAGCCAGAAAUAGACUUAGUGACUACAGCAGGCUAUAAGCCACAAAUGCAGCUGCCUAUCAGUGCUCUGAAAAUGGAGAGUCCCUCGCCUGCAGAGGAAGAAUUGGGUAAAACUGCAGGUUACAGACCUCAAGCAAACACAAAUGCCUGGAACGUGGACACUCCAGACUCUCCUGGAUCAGUUGAAAGCAACAAUGAAAACGCAUCUUUUGGGAGCCCAUGUUCCAUUAAUUCCCGACAGUUUCUGCUUCCUCCAAAAGAUGAUGAAGAUUCUCCCAAACCCAGUAACAUAGGGUGGUCCUUUACACACUUUUUUCAGAACAAACCAAAUGAUUAACAGUCAGUCCUCAUGGCACCUGAACCUGCCUUCUAAAUAAGCUCUUGUUCCUGAUGUUGUUAAGAAAGGAAGUAGAAAAUUGCAAAAGGUGUGAAUUAUUCUUGGAGACAGUCAGCAGAGGUUCUAAUGAGCUGAAUGUUACCAUGUUUCGGUUAGCAAAAGUGUUAAUGUCCCAUUUUAAUAGAGGCCAAGAGGCCAAAGAUAUAGCAAUUUAGUUAUUACUCUAGUAAAAUAUAUUGGAUAUAGGGUGUACUGAGUUUAGAGCUCCUGAUAAUCAUAGUCAAAGAACUCUGCCUGCCUUCACAUAGUGCUCCAAGAUUAAUAUGGUCUCAUGCACCUUAUAACUUGGAAAGAUUGCUUUGCUUUGUUGUAGUUGUUCUCAACUGUGCAUACUCAAAUGAUGCAGCCCCAACGUGUUUCGUUACUGAAGGUUUCAUCUGUCACAAGCCUCCGCCUAACACAUGGAAACAAUGUUUUUGGAAAAUCUUGAGAUCUUUUACCUAGUUAUAAACUAAGAACAAGUGAGAGUGCUUUUUUUUUUCCUUCUCCCAGUGGAAGGGUAUUAUCACUGUUUAACACUUUUGAAGCAAUGGCCGUUCAAAUCUGUUGCUUUUUAACUAGACACUAGUUUCUGUACCUACUGUACAGUGUUUAUUCAGUGUUUGACUCAGGGGUACAAACUUGGGGAAAAAAUGUGUAACACUGACUUAAACCUCAACAAGAACUGCAUAAAGUUAAAAA